UUUACAUUUGCAUUAUAAAUCCCAGCAACCUUUAUGGAACUCCAUGCACGGUACUAAAUUCCCAAACUCCAGUACUCUCCCUGCCUCCUGUAAUCUCCGCCCACAUCCACCAGAAAGAGAAGAAGCAAUGGAUGACCGCAUUCGACUCCUGCUGGUAACGUUUCCGGUCCAAGGGCAAAUCAAUCCCAGCCUCCAAUUUGCCAAGCGCCUAGUCAAAAUGGGUGUCAACGUCACUUUCGUAACUGCCUUUUCUGUGCUCAAUCGCAUAACCAAAUCCGCCUCCGCUACUCCACAGGGCUUGACCUUUUCCGGCUACUCCGAUGGCUACGAUGAUGGGUCGAAACUCGCCGAGCCCGUAGGGAAAGAUGUAAAGAUUAACUGGUCGAAAGCCGUAGCAGAACUCAUCAAAUCAGAGGCGGAACGAGGCCAGCUUUUUAUUCAUGUGGUCUAUACCACAUUUCUCCCUUGGGUAGGCCAAAUUGCACGUGCCCUUAACGUGCCAUCCACUUUCCUUUGGAUUCAACCAGCCACCAUCCUGGAUGUAUACUACUAUUACUUCAAUGGUUAUCGGGAUGCCAUUCGGAGCAAUACGAAUAACCCCACAUCGGCAGUUGAAUUACCCGGACUGCCAUUGCUCACUGGCAAUGACCUUCCCUCUAUUCUGCUUGAUUCAAGCGCUUUCGAUUGGGGGGUUCUUCCAAUAAUGGAAGAGCACAUAGGUAUACUCGAUGGCGAAACAAACCACAAAGUACUUGUGAACACCUUUGAUGCUUUGGAGUCUGGGGCCCUGAGAGCAAUCGAGAAGCUAAACUUGGUUGCUGUCGGGCCAUUGAUCCCGUCAGCUUUCUUGGAUGGAAAGGAUCCGUCUGACACUUCUUUUGGGGGAGAUCUAUUUCCAUAUUCAAAAGCCUAUAUUGAAUGGUUGAAUACGAACUCCAGCAAAUCUGUAAUUUACAUAGCGUUUGGAAGCAUUUCAGCUGUAGGGAAGCAACAAAUGGAGGAGAUUGCACACGGGUUGCUUGAAUGUGGAAUGCCGUUUUUGUGGGUAGUGAGAGCAUCAGAUGAGGAGAAGCUAAGUUGUAAAGAGCAAUUGGAACAACAGGGAAUGAUAGUGCCGUGGUGUUCUCAAGUGGAGAUUUUGUCACACCCGUCGAUUGGGUGUUUCAUGUCUCACUGCGGGUGGAAUUCUUCUUUGGAGAGCUUGGUUUCCGGAGUUCCAGUGGUGGCUUUUCCGUUAGCGUUAGACCAAGUGAUAAACGGAAAACUUAUCCAGGAUGUGUGGAAGACGGGGAUAAGAGUGAUGAGAAAUAGGGAAGGAAUUGUGGAGCGUGGUGAGAUUAAGAAGUGCAUAGAAGUGGUGAUGGGAGAAGAUGAUAUGAGAAGCAAUGCUAAAAAGUGGAAGGAAUUGGGAAGGGAAGCCGGAAAGGAAGGUGGAUCCCUGGAACAAAAUCUGAAAACUUUUGUUGAGGAGACGAUCCGUGCUAGUUUGGUAAAAUAAAUAUUCUUGUACGAAGCUAAUCGAAACAUAAAUAAUGUUCCGUCAGCAAUAAGUGAUACAUAAAUGUUGUUGUACAAACCUGAUCCAUGCUAGUUUGGAAAGGAUCGAUCCGUCUGACACUUCUUUCGGAGGAGAUCUAUUUCAAGGUUCAAAAAAACUAUCGAAAUUGAACUCAAUGCCGAGUGAAUCUGCCAUUUCCCCCAA
This is a messenger RNA of Rhododendron vialii, 1702 nucleotides long. RefSeq names its product UDP-glycosyltransferase 75C1-like. The transcript has a single exon. NCBI's taxonomy places the organism in Eukaryota, Viridiplantae, Streptophyta, Magnoliopsida, Ericales, Ericaceae. Gene Ontology annotation, molecular function: UDP-glycosyltransferase activity. The coding region runs from base 44 to 1498 and encodes 484 amino acids. The record is from RefSeq and is a predicted model, not a curated record.